CGGACCCGAAAGGUUCUUAGGGAGUUGAAGGGCCUGGAGGCGGCCCCGGAAGAAAUGGCGGGAGCUGGGCCGACCAUGCUACUACGAGAGGAGAAUGGCUGUUGCAGCCGGCGUCAAAGCAGCUCCAGCGCUGGGGACUCAGACGGGGAGCGCGAGGACUCGCCGGCUGCGCGCGCCCGGCAGCAGCUGCAGGCGCUGCUCAACAAGACCAUGCGCAUUCGCAUGACAGAUGGACGGACGCUGGUCGGCUGCUUCCUCUGCACCGACCGCGACUGCAAUGUUAUCCUAGGCUCGGCGCAGGAGUUCCUCAAGCCGUCGGAUACCUUCUCUGCUGGGGAACCCCGUGUGUUGGGCUUGGCCAUGGUACCCGGACACCACAUCGUUUCUAUUGAGGUGCAAAGAGAGAGCCUCUCGGGGCCUCCCUAUCUUUAACCAUGAUCGCGCAUGCCUUUUAGAUUUCAUUAAACCUGUAACCCAA
Messenger RNA from Myotis daubentonii (Daubenton's bat), 478 nucleotides. It is a transcript of the gene NAA38, whose product is annotated as N-alpha-acetyltransferase 38, NatC auxiliary subunit. Gene Ontology annotation, cellular component: NatC complex. Lineage: Eukaryota; Metazoa; Chordata; Mammalia; Chiroptera; Vespertilionidae. The record is from RefSeq and is a predicted model, not a curated record. Gene Ontology annotation, molecular function: RNA binding.